Messenger RNA from Fusarium venenatum, 909 nucleotides. RefSeq lists its product as uncharacterized. Gene Ontology annotation, molecular function: oxidoreductase activity. Lineage: Eukaryota; Fungi; Ascomycota; Sordariomycetes; Hypocreales; Nectriaceae. Gene Ontology annotation, cellular component: cytosol. The record is from RefSeq and is a predicted model, not a curated record.
AUGCCUCCCCCCAAAGGAACCCCCAACCCUCUUGAAGGUCCAGGUGACUACGAUGUUACCUCGGUCGUUCAUUCUGAUACCUAUCCUGCCAUUGACCCUACCAACUUCAACCUUAAGGGCAAAGCGAUCCUGGUUACAGGGGCAUCCCGAGGUUUUGGCCGUGCUAUGUGCAUCUCUUUUGCCCGCGCAGGAGCUUCACGUUUCAUUGUUGCAUCACGCUCUGACAUGUCAACCACCGCCCAAGCGAUCAGAACUGCGGCAAAAGAGACAGGACAACCUGAGCCCGAAGUAUUAACCAUCAAGACCGACGUUAGUGUUCCAGAGAGUGUCGAUGCUCUGGCAAAGGAGAUUGAUGAGAAAUUCGGCUACUUGGACGUCGUCAUCAACAAUGCAGCAUUCAUGAACAUAUCACCUAUCGCCGAGUCCGAUCCUGCAGAUUGGCUACAGACCCUCAGUGCCAACGUCUUCGGGCCAUAUCUUGUGGCGCGAGCUCUUGCUCCCCUCCUCCUCAAGUCUGAGACAAAGACUAUUAUUAACAUUGCUAGUGUUGGCGCUCAUCUUAUAUCAUAUGGCCUUAGCGCCUACCAGGUCUCCAAGUUGGCCAUUGUCAGGCUAACUGAGUUUAUCUCAAUGGAAUAUGGAGACAAGGGGAUUGUAUCUUACUGUGUGCAUCCUGGUAAUGCUCCGUCAGAGAUGUCUGGUGGUAUCGAAGGGAUCCCUGAGCCAAUGAGACCAGCGUUCGUCGAUACUCCAGAGCUGACUGGAAAUUCGUUGGUGUUUUUGGCAUCGGAGAGGCGGCCAUGGUUAGCGGGGCGGUAUAUCAAUCUGACUUGGGAUCUUCCGGAACUGAUGUCGAAGGAGCAGGAGAUUGUCAAAGAUGAUAAACUCAAGGUCCGUCUUGUGUUUUAG